Pantherophis guttatus is the source of this 1117-nucleotide messenger RNA. The record is from RefSeq and is a predicted model, not a curated record. NCBI's taxonomy places the organism in Eukaryota, Metazoa, Chordata, Lepidosauria, Squamata, Colubridae.
AUGGGCAAAGUUCUUUCCUCCAAAUGGUUUCCUUCCUUUGCAGAAGCUAAGGAGCUUGACCCUGAUGUCAACGAUACAAUAGCCAUUGAGCGGGGGAGUCCAGGCUUGCCAGGAUCACAAGGGCCACGGGGGUCCCCUGGCAUUCCAGGGGCAAAAGGAGAAAAAGAGGACCCAGGACAACCUGGAGAGAGAGGCGAGAAAGGCGACCCAGGAGAAACGAGUGCCCCAAACUGCAAAGAGCUCUUGAAAAGAGGAGUGGUCCUGAGCGGCUGGUACACCAUCUAUCCCCAGGACUGCCAACCCCUGGAGGUGCUGUGCGACAUGGACACUGACGGAGGCGGAUGGAUUGUCUUCCAAAGGCGGUCGGACGGCUCGGUGGACUUUUUCCGGGACUGGGCUGCCUACAAGAGGGGAUUUGGAAACCAGCUGACCGAAUUCUGGCUGGGGAACGACAACCUUCACUGCUUGAGCUCACUGGGAAAGAACGAAUUGCGUGUUGACCUGAUUGAUUUCGACAAUCAUCAAACCUUCGCCAAAUAUGCGUCCUUCCAGGUGGCAGCAGAAUCCAACUGGUAUCAGCUAACUCUGGGUGCCUUCACAGGGGGCACUGCAGGUGACUCGCUCUCCUACCACAACAACAUGACCUUCUCCACCCGAGACAAGCGGCAGGACCCCCAGAUGUUCAACUGCGCUGAGAAGUUCCAAGGGGCUUGGUGGUACCAUUACUGCCAUGACUCCAACCUCAACGGGAGAUACUGGCUAGGAGAAUACAAGUCUCAAGCAGAUGGCAUCAACUGGUAUACAGGGAAAGGCGGCCAUUACUCCUACAAGCGGACUGAAAUGAAAAUCCGGCCUGUGGCUUAGGCGGCUCCUUCAGCUGAUGGGGCUCUUUCUUUCUGAGGGCUUCCAAAGGGCAUGUAGUCCAUCCCCUCUGCUUUCGAUUUGCUACCUUGAUAGAGAGCUUGCAUUUUACAAAAUUCACAUGACUAAAUGGUCUUUGAACAGCUACUCCUUGGUGCCUUUGUUGGGUUGGGCGGGCCUUUUCCAUUUGUCCCCCCUUUCAGGUCCACUGGAGUUGGGCAGUCAAUGAAUGUUAAAUAAAUAAAUAAAAAUAUAU